Cydia pomonella (codling moth) is the source of this 2986-nucleotide messenger RNA. It is a transcript of the gene Orc3, whose product is annotated as origin recognition complex subunit 3. The record is from RefSeq and is a predicted model, not a curated record. Gene Ontology annotation, molecular function: DNA replication origin binding. Gene Ontology annotation, cellular component: nuclear origin of replication recognition complex; nuclear pre-replicative complex; DNA replication preinitiation complex. The coding region runs from base 298 to 2451 and encodes 717 amino acids. The transcript is spliced from 13 exons. NCBI's taxonomy places the organism in Eukaryota, Metazoa, Arthropoda, Insecta, Lepidoptera, Tortricidae. Gene Ontology annotation, biological process: DNA replication initiation; DNA replication.
CGGCAGAAACGUAACCGCGAAAUUCCGCACAUCAACAAAAGAACCUUAAUUUCUGCUAUUCGAAAGCAUUUACUUCAUUUGAUUUAUUUUAAUAUAGUAACUAUUGGGGCUUAGUCUCUGUUAAGAGUUCAUUUAAAUAGCCUCUUCAACAGACAACAGUGUUCAUUCUAUCUACUUCAUUGAGUUGCGAAACUAAUGUGUUAAUAAUAAUAGUUUUGUCAUUAUUACUGACUACGGUUAAUUUUCAACACAAGGUGGUCGUUGAGCCAAAAUUAUAAUAAAACAAUUGUGUUUUAAAUGGAGUCUACCGUCUCAGUUUCAAAGGGUGUGUUUCUAUUCCCUAGUACAUUAAAAAAACCUAAAAAUGUGAAGCAAAAAACUAACUUGUUCGAAAAACAAUUCAAGAAAGAACCAUGGUACAAGGCAUAUAAAAAGAAUUGGGACAAAAUUGAGUCUAGAAUUAUGUAUUUGCAUCAAAAAACAUAUGAUGUUCUCCUGAAUGACAUGGUGAACUAUAUAAAGUCAUUCUACGGAGGUAAUGAAUCAUUAACCUUGGAAGGUAUUAUACCCAGUGCCACUCUUCUGACUGGAGUCAACCAGCCAGACCAUGUGUCUCAGUUUGAGACACUUAUAUCAAAAAUAAGGGAUGAAGUGACACCUCACAUUGCAAUGGUAAAUUCCCAAGACGCAUCUACAGUAAAGCAUUUAGUUGAAAAUACAGUUUGGCAGCUGGUAAAUGGACAUGAAAUAAUGGAUGACAGUGUAGAUUCAGAUGAUGAGACACUGCCAACAAAGAAAAAGUUAAAAAAGAACCAAUGCACAAUGAGACUGUUACAGGACUGGUACAACGCCAAGUAUCUCAGCCCCUCUCCCAAGAAAAGACAAAACAUCUCUAUGAGAUCACUGGUCAUCAUUAUACCGGACUUUGAAAGCUUCAAUUGUAAUGUUUUACAAGAUUUUGUUAUGAUUAUAAGUUCGUACGUGUCCUCUUUACCGAUAGUGUUCGUGUUCGGCGUGGCGACGUCGGUGUCGGCGCUGCACAAGUCGUUCCCCUACCACGUCUCAUCCAAACUGCUUAUCAAAGUGUUCCAUUCGCAUUCUUCGCCAGUAUACAUGAAUCAGGUGCUUGAAGAUAUAUUCCUGAACUACACAAGUCCCCUCCACCUAUCCGGAAAAGCGUUCGAGCUGCUGACUGAUGUGUUCUUAUUCUAUGAUUUCUCAGUCACAGGACUUAUUCAAAGCAUAAAGUAUUGUAUGAUGGAACACUACUACGGAGACAACGUGAAAUCACUCUGCUGCGAACGAGAAGAUAUCGAAAACGCAGCAUCCAAAUUAUCAGCAGAAGACUUAGAAACCAUCCGCCAACUGCCUUCCUUCCGGCCCUUUCUUGAGGCACAGGACUGUGAAACGAAGAUAGGUCUCUUUGAAGACGACAAUUUCUUUAGAGAAGUAUUGUGCCAAGAAUUGAACAAGCUACAUGAUUACUUGCACAGUUUUUAUUUGUGUGUGCGGUUGUUGGCGGCCUUUUUGAAGGAUCUGCCUAAAAAUGUCAUUGGGAAGACGGUCCGCGAAAUAUACACCAAAUGUGCCGGCGAAUCUAUAACCAAAACCCCAACUUUCAAAGAAUGUAUGCAGCUCAUAAACUUCCAGUCUCAACUGAAGCUACUUGACAGUAUACAGGGUGCUCUUAAAGUCGUCAAUUCGGAGCUACAAGUAGUGUCACCAGUGAAACCACUGAGAUCCUCACCAACUAAGAACAAUGCUAAUAAAUUAGUCUUAAAUAAUGAGUUAGGAGAAACAUUUGCUAAGACGGUCAGGGUACAUUUGCUUACGUUUUUGAGGCAGCUCGAAAAAGCCAAUACUGAGGCUACUGUGCUGGCAAAUGUCGCUAAUGAGACUGAGAAUGAUAUGGAAAUUGUACCGGGAAAUAGAUACAAAUUGAAAGAGCAACUGUUACGUGCGACGAGGGCAGACCGCAUCCAAUCCGAGUUCGAGAUGAUUCGUUCGCGCUUCGUCAGCUACCUCGAGGACAUGUUUGCAAAGGGCCUACAGCCGCCGACCACACAGACCUUCCACGAGGUAUUAUUGUUCAGUGACGUGAGCAGCGUCAGGAAGCAGAUCGUCGGCUCCCCCCGCGGCGCCGUGCACACCGCGCUCAGCAACCCACACCAUUAUUUACAGUGUUCAUGCUGCCGACUAUCGUCGUCUGACAGCGCUUCAGCGACACUUCCCGACGUGUGUCUAGCGUACAAGCUGCACCGCGAGUGCGGCAAGCACAUCAACCUGUACGACUGGCUGCAGGCGUUCGCCGCGGUGCUGUGCCCGGGGGAGGAAGAAGGAGACGUGCACACACAGGCACGAUUCACUCGAGCCGUGGCGGAACUCCAGUUCCUUGGCUUCAUCAAGUCUUCAAAGAGGAAGACGGACCACGUGAUGCGUCUCACCUGGUGAUGGACAAUAUGGACAUCCACCAGUUCAAGCUAGAGUCAAACCACCGGGGACGAUCCCCACCGAUCUCCAAACCCCUAUUUUGGGUUAGUUGUUGUAGUUUCCCUCAUAUUUAUUGUGCCCUUAAAUAUACAGCUAACAAGGAGGCUUGCGUCGACCAACCAACGCGUGUGACUUUGAUUAAGCUCCUUUUUAUGGAGCGAAACAGGUCAAGAAUGUUAAACUGAUUCGUUUUAAUGAUUUUUAAUUAAUACGAUACUGUGUUAUUAAAUAAAACAGAUAAAUUUAUACGCUAAAUUUGUAAAACAAUUUAAUUUUUUAAUAAUUACUAAAUCUCCAUAAGGAUGUCACCGUAACUAUCGACGUAGAAGCUGCCAGACAAUUCUGACCAGCUCAUAAGAAUCAUGUGCCUUUGGACCAAAAAGUUAUAUGGGUUCCGUACCAAAACGGUAAAAAACGGAACCCUUAUGGUGACACUGUAUCUGUCUGUCUCAUCGCUAAGUAUCUCGAUCAAUUCUGAGUAUACGCUUUACGCGAU